GAGGUUUGUUUUGUUGAUGUGUGGAGAGGUGGCUGCAGUCAGUGAUGGUUUUACAACACGCUGUCUCCUGCUGUUUAAAAUAUUUAGGUUAAAACUGAUUUCAGGCAGAAAAAAAACUAAAGAGAAGUACUUUCAGGCAUUAAUGUGUCUUCUUCAUCAAAUCAUAAGCAAAGCUGCAGGAGUUAAAAGAUACUUGACUCAAACAGUCCAGCCUCGCCCACCUGAGGAAUCUGCAGCUUGAAAUACAGGUAUGAUCAGGAAGCACAGAAGAGGGACUCGAUUUAUUCUUUAAACGUUACAUUUAGGAAUCCCUUUUGAAUUGAAGGAGAAAGGAUUAUAUUAUCAAAACAAACAUUCUGAAAUUGCAGAAAAGGAAGAUCGUACUCAAAUAAAUGUGCCACACAACAUUACAGUAUGUUCUAAUCUACAGGCUUUCACGGAACUCGUUGUGAAAGUGAAAGAAGUUUCAGGUUGUGGAGUUUGACAAGAGCCGUUACAGAGAGCAAGGCAGGGUGUGACUCUACAGAAAUGACAGCAAACACUUCUCGUCUGGAAGCAGAGCUUUCCUGCGCUGUGUGCUGUGAGAUUUUCAAGGAUCCUGUAACUCUUCAUUGUAACCACAGCUUCUGUAAAGCAUGUCUGGAUCAGUGCUGGAAAGAGAAGAGAGCUCGGGAGUGUCCGGUGUGCAGGACGAGGGCUUCAAUGGGGCAGCUUCCACCCAAUUUUGCACUCAGGAAUAUUGUGGAGUCCUACUUAAAAGAACACCGUCACAAACCUGCAGCACCUCCUGCAAUACUCUGCAGUCUGCAUGAGGAGAAACUGAAGGUAUUCUGUUUGGAUGAUAAAGAGGCGAUCUGUCUUGUUUGUCAAAUAUCAAAGAAACAUGAAAAUCACAAGUGCCGCCCAGUGGAGGAGGCAGCACAGGAUUAUAAGGGAGAACUCAAGACUGCGCUGAAGCCCUUGCAGGACAAGCUCGAAUCAUUUAAUAAAGUUAAAGAAGAAUGUGAUAAAACAGCAGAGCACAUCAAGAAACAAGCCCAGCAAACAGAGAGGCAGAUAAAGGAGGAGUUUGAGACACUUCACCAGUUUCUACGAGAUGAAGAAAAGGCCAGGAUAGCUGCACUGAGGGGGGAAGAGGAGCAAAAGGGAAGAAUCAUAAAAGAGAAGAUUAGAAAACUUACAAGAGAAAUCUCAUCCCUUUCAGACACAAUCCAAGGGAUAGAACAGGAGCUGGAAGCUGAAGACAUCUUCUUCCUGCAGAAGUACAAAGACACAAAGAGCAGAGCCGAGUGCACACUGCAGGAUCCACAGUGUGUUUCAGGAGCGCUGAUAGAUGUAGCCGAGCACCUGGGCUCUCUGAAGUACAAAGUGUGGGAGAAGAUGCUGGGGAUUGUUCAAUACACUCCAGUGACUCUGGAUCCCAACACAGCACACCCUGCUCUGAUACUGUCUGAGGAUCUAACAAGUGUGAGACUCAGCAAUGAGAGACAGCAGCUUCCUCACAACCCACAGCACUUUGAUCGCUGUGUCAGUGUGCUGGGCUCUGAGGGAUUCACAUCAGGGAAACACUGCUGGGACGUGGAAGUAGGGAACAAACCUGACUGGGAUCUGGGUGUGACAAAAGAGUCCAGCCAGAGGAAAGGGAGCAUCACUCCGAACCCAGGAGCAGGAUACUGGACUAUAGCCCUGAGGGGUGGGGAUCAGUACAAGGCAGGGACCUCACCAGAGACACGACUCACUCUGGAGAAGAAACCCCAGAAGAUCAGAGUUCAGCUGGACUGUGACGGAGGGGAGGUGACAUUCUUUGACGCCAGUGAUAUGAAACCCAUCUACACUUUUAAACACAGAUUUACUGAGAGAAUGUUUCCGUAUUUCUGGUCUGGCUUCCCUAACUCUGCCCCCCUCAGAAUCUGCCCUGUGAAGGCAGUUAUAAAACUGGACUAGCCCAAUGUGUUCAGGAUGAAAAAUAGGGCUGUAUAAUAAUAAUAAUAAGCCUGUGACCCUGCUGGCCGCUGCACACUGAUAGGGGUGUGAGGGGUGGCAGUGACAGGUGAAGAGUUUCUCUGAAGCUCAUUUCCUCCUGGGUUAAAGGGUUCACAAGUAAACCAGUAAGAACAGGGUCAGGUUGUGUGGUUUCCUGAAAGUGCUGGGGGUUGUAUAUGGGGGGGGGGGGGUCUCACUGGUAUAAUAUCAUGUCACUCUGACUGCAGCCAAUAGAAACACAGGAAAUACAUCAUUCUUGCUGACUACUCAACACCACUUGUGUGGAGGAGCUCAGAUUAACAGGACGCUGGCUGCAGUCAACUCUUCAUAAUUAAUGUCAAUUUUCUGAAUCUAAUACAAUUAUGAUACCACAAUGUUUAUGAUAUUUAUUUAAAGAUGUAUCUAAGAUUGGUAAUAACCAUGGGUUUAAAACAUGAUCUAGCCUUUAAUUUUUAUUUUGUAUUUCCAGUGUUUAAUUCCCCUUCGAAUGGGGUGAAGCCCAUUUCUCAUAUAUAUAAUUUUAUUGUGUAAAAGAAGUCAUCUUGUGAAGUUGGGUUCUCUAUCAUUUAUAAAGGAGAGGUUUAGUAAAGUCUGUAAAAAAUGAUUUUCCCUCAGAAAUCAAAUGAAUAAUGAAAUGUAUUGCUUAAUUGCUUUUUAAUGGUAUUAUUAUUUUUGAAAUGUUCAUGUUAAUCUAUGUAGUUCUAUGUCUGUGAUUGUUUCUGUAUUGCUGCUUUCUUGGCCAGGUCUCUCUUGAAAAAGAGAUUUUGAAUCUCAAUGUCACUUCCUAGUUAAAUAAAGGUUUAAAAAAAUGAAUCAAUAAACUUGAGGGUGGUUCCACUGGUUUAAAUUCAAUUCCAGAUGUGGUCAAUGUGCUGCUUUAAAACAUGAAGAAUCCAUUGUGCAUGUUGAAGAAUCUGUAGCAACUGGUAUAGAGCUGCAUUCUGUAUCGUUGAUCCUGGUGAAAUAUCAUUAGGGCUUCUGAUUUUUGGUUUUAACUGAUAAAAACCGAUAAAACACCCCCGAUACAAAAUCGGUGUAUAGCCAAUAAACACCAGAAACCACCAGAAAAAACAGUGGAAAUGGUGACUCAAUUCACGUUGACCACCCCUUUUCCAU
Molecule: messenger RNA, 3099 nt
Organism: Acipenser ruthenus (sterlet)
Lineage: Eukaryota; Metazoa; Chordata; Actinopteri; Acipenseriformes; Acipenseridae
Product: zinc-binding protein A33-like
Exons: 6
Coding region: 529-1944 (471 amino acids)
Molecular function (GO): zinc ion binding; protein binding
Source: RefSeq, a predicted model, not a curated record